Molecule: messenger RNA, 2861 nt
Organism: Castor canadensis (American beaver)
Lineage: Eukaryota; Metazoa; Chordata; Mammalia; Rodentia; Castoridae
Gene: Exoc8
Product: exocyst complex component 8
Biological process (GO): exocytosis; Golgi to plasma membrane transport; intracellular protein localization
Cellular component (GO): exocyst
Source: RefSeq, a predicted model, not a curated record
CUCGCCUGCUUCCCUCGGCCGCCGGGCUCCGGGGCGAGUGACAGCGACUACCGGUCGCCGGCACGGAGAGGGCGACGACCAUGUCGGACAGUGGGGCGAGUCGCCUUCGGCGGCAGCUGGAGUCGGGGAGCUUCGAGGCGCGGCUGUACGUGAAGCAGCUGUCGCAGCAGUCGGACGGGGACCGCGACCUGCAGGAGCAUCGGCAGCGCGUCCAGGCGCUGGCGGAGGAGACGGCGCAGAACCUGAAGCGCAACGUCUACCAGAACUACCGGCAGUUCAUCGAGACGGCACGCGAGAUCUCCUACCUGGAGAGCGAGAUGUACCAGCUCAGCCACCUGCUGACGGAGCAGAAGAGCAGCCUGGAGAGCAUCCCGCUGGCGCUGCUGCCGGCCGCGGGCGCGGGCGCGGGCGCGGCGGCCGGCGAGGACGCGGGGGGCGCGGCGCGGGAGCGGGGCCGCGGGGCCGCGGGCUUCCUACCCGGCCCCGCGGGCGCCCCGCGCGAUGGCCCCGGCGCGGGCGAGGAGGGCAAGCAGCGCACGCUCACCACGCUGCUGGAGAAGGUGGAGGGCUGCCGGCACCUGCUGGAGACACCGGGCCAGUACCUGGUGUACAACGGGGACCUGGUGGAGUACGAGGCGGACCACAUGGCCCAGCUGCAGCGCGUGCACGGCUUCCUCAUGAACGACUGCCUGCUGGUGGCCACCUGGCUGCCGCAGCGGCGCGGCAUGUACCGCUACAACGCGCUCUACCCGCUGGACGGGCUGGCCGUGGUCAAUGUCAAGGACAACCCGCCCAUGAAGGACAUGUUCAAGCUGCUCAUGUUUCCCGAGAGCCGCAUCUUUCAGGCGGAGAACGCCAAGAUCAAGCGCGAAUGGCUGGAAGUGCUGGAGAACACCAAGAGGGCGCUGGGCGAGAAGCGGCGUCGGGAGCAGGAGGAGGCCGCCGUCCCGCGAGCGCCGCCCGCCGCCGUCAAGGGCAGCAACCCCUUCGAGGACGACGACGACGACGACGACGAGCCGGAGGCUCCCGAGGAGGAGGAGGAGAAGGUGGACCUGUCCCUGGAGUGGAUCCAGGAGCUGCCCGAAGACCUGGACGUCUGCAUCGCCCAGAGGGACUUCGAGGGCGCCGUGGACUUGCUGGACAAGCUGAACCACUACCUGGAAGACAAGCCCAGCCCGCCCCCCGUGAAGGAGCUCAGGGCCAGGGUGGACGAGCGCGUACGGCAGCUGACCGAGGUGCUGGUGUUCGAGCUGUCCCCCGACCGCUCGCUGAGGGGCGGCCCCAAGGCCACCCGCCGGGCCGUGUCGCAGCUGAUCCGCCUUGGCCAGUGCACGAAGGCCUGCGAGCUGUUUCUGAGAAACAGGGCGGCGGCCGUGCAUACAGCCCUGCGCCAGCUGCGCAUCGAGGGCGCCACUCUGCUGUACAUCCACAAGCUGUGCCACGUGUUCUUCACCAGCCUGCUGGAGACUGCCAGGGAGUUCGAGACUGACUUCGCAGGUACCGACAGCGGUUGCUACUCCGCCUUCGUGGUCUGGGCCCGCUCGGCCUUGGGCAUGUUUGUGGACGCCUUCAGCAAGCAGGUGUUUGACAGCAAGGAGAGCCUGUCGACCGCCGCCGAGUGCGUGAAGGUGGCGAAGGAGCACUGCCAGCAGCUGGGAGAGAUCGGCCUGGACCUCACCUUCAUCAUCCACGCCCUGCUGGUGAAGGACAUCCAGGGCGCCUUGCACAGCUACAAGGCGAUCAUCAUCGAAGCCACCAAACACCGCAACUCGGAGGAGCUGUGGCGGCGCAUGAACCUGAUGACGCCCGAGGCCCUGGGCAAGCUCAAAGAGGAGAUGCGGAGCUGCGGGGUUAGCAACUUCGAGCAGUACACGGGCGACGACUGCUGGGUGAACCUCAGCUACACCGUGGUGGCCUUCACCAAGCAGACCAUGGGCUUCCUGGAGGAGGCUCUGAAGCUCUACUUCCCCGAGCUGCACAUGGUGCUCCUGGAGAGCUUGAUGGAGGUCAUCUUGGUCGCCGUUCAGCACGUGGACUACAGCCUCCGGUGCGAGCAGGAUCCCGAGAAGAAGGCUUUCAUCAGACAGAACGCCUCCUUUCUGUACGAAACAGUCCUCCCGGUGGUGGAGAAGAGGUUCGAGGAAGGGGUGGGGAAGCCUGCGAAGCAGCUCCAGGACCUGAGGAACGCAUCCCGACUCAUGCGCGUGAACCCCGAGAGCACCACCUCUGUGGUGUGAGCCACCCACCGCGGGCAUCGUUUGCAUUGAGCGCAUCCGCACAGGCCUUCGCCCCUCUGGCUGCUUGCACAUAGAAAGUGCCCUCGAAGAAGUGGAGUCAGAAGGAGGAAGAAAGUAUGUUAACUUAAGCCCAAAUAACAAAAAUACCUUAGGUUAUUAAACUGUUCUGCGCUUUCCUUUAACAUUAUGCUAAUUCUUUGAUGAAAUGUAUGGCAUUUCAGAUUGUCAAAACACACCUUUUCCCAGGAUGUAUUACCCACCGCAGAAAUGCUGCCUGUAAAUACAUAGAGCCAAAAUGACAGGGUUCUUCAACAGGUAGUUCCAUGUAGAGCACCCCUGUGUUUCCUUAAGCUAAUGGAACAAUUUGGAGGAAAAGAACAAGACUUGGGAAAAUUUUUUUUAGGGUAAAUUUUAGUCAAAAGAACCCUUUCUUGAAACUGCUAGUGUGUGGAUGGCAAACACUCCCAUCCUUGUAGAAACAAACACAAUUUGGCUGGCAUUUCCAACAUAAUUUUAAAGGCUGAUUAUUACUUUGUGUGUGUUUGUAUGUGGUACUGGGGCUUGAACUCAGGGCCUACACCUUGAGCCACUCCACCAGCCCUUUUUUAUGUUGGGUCUUUUGAG